This is a messenger RNA of Plodia interpunctella (Indianmeal moth), 4602 nucleotides long. RefSeq lists its product as uncharacterized. Bases 995 to 1345 code for a protein of 116 amino acids. The transcript is spliced from 4 exons. NCBI's taxonomy places the organism in Eukaryota, Metazoa, Arthropoda, Insecta, Lepidoptera, Pyralidae. The record is from RefSeq and is a predicted model, not a curated record.
ACCUCCAAACGAAUGUUCAGACAUUGGACCGCAUAAAUCCGCGUGUAACAAACCAAGUUUGUCACUAGCUCGCUCUGCCUCACUCCUUGGAAAAGGGAAUCUGUGCGCCUUACCUCUAAUGCAAGCGACACACGGUUCCAUUACACUCUUUCCUCCAACUUCGAUACUUGGAAGCUUGCGUAAAUCACUUAAAUUUACAUGCCCAAGCCGCCGAUGCCAAAGCGCCAACGAGUCCUCAACUUGAACCGUAGCCAAAGCCCCAUCUACAACAGGAAAACAGUCAUCCAACAUAUAGAUACCCGAGACUUCACUAGCAGUAACCACAAGUUUACUCGUAAUUUGGCCCAUCGAUGAGUGAAUCAACUUACAACCAUCAGAAUCAAAAACCACUUUCCAACCCUUCUGUACCAACUUACUAAUAGACAACAGAUUAACUCGCAAAUCAGGUACAUAUGAGCAAUCUUUUAUAGGUAACAAAACUCCUUUUAAACUUACCAAAAUGUCACCCAUACCUGUACUUGACAUUUUCUCAUCAUUCGCACAUGUCACAACAUUGUUAUCAGUAACCUUAAAGUCUCUAAACCAGUGCUUUUGAAAACUCAUGUGAUUUGAAGCUCCACUAUCCAAAUACCACAACGAGGGAUUAAAUGAAUUAUGGACUGACAGCGAACAGUAUAAUCCAACUUUCUUCGAGCUCGGAGAAACCGUUGAUACAUUUUCUCUGUUUGCAUCCUUUUUCAUUUCUGGACAGUUUAUUUUUCUGUGACCUUGCUUCCCACAUUUAAAACACUUUACUGAAUUUUUAUGUUGUUUCCUUGUUACUAAAGCUGAAUUUAUAGGCGAAGAAUCCUUAGAAGAGCUCUGAACCAAAUCUUCUUGUAAAAGCUUUUGCCGAACAUUUUCUGAGUUAACAUCGAUAGCAUUGAUAACGCUAUCAAUCCUGUACUUGCUGCCCAAUCACCACGAGCUGCGCGUCUUGCUGACACGGCUGAACAUGGCUGACAAUUCUGCUGUCUUCCUGUCCACCAUCUCGCUGCUUCUCUGUUCCAUCUGGAUGGUGUCUGGAAUAUUGCUCAUUGCAGGAGUGAAAAAAAAUGCAUCAGGACUCGUGCUGUUCUACUUCGUGUACGGCAUCUUCUUUACGAUCACUCUGCACGUGGCGGCUCUGUUGUUGCUUCUGCAUAAGGAUUGGGCGUUCAGUUUUGGUAUCAUACUCACUUCUGUGAUCCACAUUAGAGGACUGGUCUCGGGCUACCAAACGUACGAUCUGAUGCAGAGGGGCAAGGUCUUGGGAGACGGCGCUAACGAGCUGCUGGUGGAAGACUUGCCGGAUGAAAACGUAUAGAUUCCACGUAGGUGCUCGUCGCUAUAACAUUCACAUUUAUUAUUUAUGUAUUUCCACCGUUGUUACUAGUGUCGCCCAUUUUUCUUUCUUUCUAUAAAGAGUACCUUAAAAUAAAACGGAUUUUCACGGAACGGAACGGAACCCUAAACCGUGCGUGGCCUGACACGGCCGGUUAUUUAGACAGACUAUAAGUACAAUUUUAAUUUUUCAUAAGAGUUUUUUGCAUCAAUAAAAUUGAAAAGUCUGUGGCAAUGAAAUCCUGAACGGAUUCACAUAUAAUUAUAAUUCAAAUAUAUGUAUUUGUAAUUUGUUGAUAUCAUCUUUCCCAACGUUUAAUUUGCCGACUGGUAGCCGGCUACCUAUAACAAUAGUUUUUUGUAAGUAUAAAAUCUCUUGCGUCGACAUUAUUAUUCUUCCCUAAAACCGUGUGCAUUGAAUAGGUAUAACUUGCCUAAAUUAUAUUAUGUGAGUAAAUAUACAAUAGAAUUAAUAAUUAAAUUUUAAAGUUAAAUAAAUUAAAAUGUGCCAUACACGUAUUUGUUGUUAAGUGUUACGUGUUUUAUACCAAUAUUUUCAAGUAUCCUACCUGACAACGGUGCUUGUGUUGUAAGGAGGUUUUCGUGUUCGUUACCAUCGCGAUUGACGAUAACUUUUUUGAAACUUCGCAAAGGACCUAAGGUACCGUAUCUUACCACUUCGUAUAUAUGUAUUUAGUUAUUUUGUAACAAGGCUGUUAUCUACCUACAUAUCCUAAGAAAAUAAAAAAUAAAAAGUGAAAAAGAUAGUUUUUAUGUGAUAAAGUUUAAUUUGGUAAGUUAACUGUGUAAGUAGAUAUAACAUUGAAAUAAUUAGGUUUUGUAUGUUCAAUGUUUCAUACCUCAAAAAGUAAAACGAAACCUUUGUAAAGUCAUAUCUAAUUCGUCAUCGUCUAUCCGACCGACACAGCCACUUUUCCCUAAAUAACUGAUUUGAAAUGUACUAUUGUUUUAUGUGACCUAGAGACAGAGACGAAAAAAAUUAUCGUAUCAAUAAUUAAAUAUUAAUAUCAAUAAUUUAAUUAACUUUGUUUUAGGAGCUACUACUAACAUUUUGAAAAACAAUCGCGAAAUACAUUUGUCGUCUAAAAUAUUGAAAUUAAAUAGGUAUUAUAUGCAGUGUAUAUAAAAAUACCUAGCCCAUAAAAUAAAAAUAAUUGUUCGUCCUUGGGUCACAGACGUAAGUCUUUUUGAGUUGAAAUUUCAUAAAACACAUCUCAAUCGGUUCAGUAGUUUCGGGGUAAACUAAAUGUACGGUCGAACGGAUAGAGAGAUACUCGAAAAGAAAAACCUACAUGUAACGUAGGUAUAAAUUCGGAACUCUCACGCGAGCUCAACUCGCACUUUACCGAUGAUUUCUAUUAACACAUGUGCAUCAUGUAAAAGUAAAUAUGUACCUAUAUUGUUAUAUAUUACCAUAGAUAAAUAUUGUUUUAAUUAGAAUUAAGUCUCAUACAUACAUAUGUAAUGUAAUGAAUAUAAAUAAUUUUAUUUGUGUCGGUCAAAUGUCAUAGCAUAGCAUAAAAUCACUAUUUUGCUAAAAAUCAAAUUUCUAUACCUAGUAUCAGCACAAUUUGAUAGUACAUAUUUUAUACACCUAUAACGACAAAAAUAAUACUAUAAUAAUAAUAUAGAUCUAGUUAGUAGGUACUGGUAUAAUUACAAAAAAAAAUACCUAAAAAAACAAAAGAAUUACAAUUUUCUCUAAAUUAUUUAAAACAUUUUCAAAUAAAGUAUUUGACAAAAAUUGUACAAAAAAUGUUUGUAAUAAUUUAAAGAAAAGUGUAACUUUUUGUAAUUUUGACCACCUAGGUAUUUUAGUUAUUGUCCAAAAAUCAUUAUUAUAACUAUGUUAAUUAGUAAUAAAGUUACUUCCAUGGAUAUUUGACUGUUUGUCGCUCAACUGAAAAAGUUCGUGAAAACUAAGUGCAAACAAAAUGAUUCUUUGAAUCUCCUUUAAAGUAUCGGCAAUAAUCGAAAGGCUGUAAAAAUAUUUCAGAUUUGUCCAGGCGCAUGUUUGAACACUUACUCAAAUACCUAUAACAGAACAGAUAGAAAACAGACUCUUGCGGGAAUCGCGAUUGCGACUUUAGAAUUAUAACAUUUAUAUAUAGGUACCUAUUAUGAUUUAAACAUAUAACUUUCAAAGUACCUACUAACUUCCUAAAUGGGCAAAUUAAUAAGGCCUUAUAGGUGCCAUAUCUUAACUUAACAUAACUUAUAUAUUAACAUAACCAUGUUUUCGGCUUUAGCGUGUUAUUAACUUUACCCAGUUCGUACAUUAAUGUUUAUACUCAAUUAUUACGGAACUUUUGCCACUUGUAGACUAAAAAUAAUUCUUUGUCCGCGUUGUAAUGACAACAAAAAAAUUACUUAAUUUGGCAAACUGAUUACCCGCUUAUAUGUUUAAAUUUAUACAUAAAUAUUUAGGUCUGUGGAAAUGAUAAGUAUUUUAUGUGUGUAUAUUAUAUACAACUUAUUUUUCGGUUUGCUAAACAGUCGAUAAACAUACAAGAGAAGAACAAAUUGCCAUUGCCGCACUUUGCAUGUAUUAUAAUGGCGGCUCCACACUAUCAGUGAACAGUUCACCAAACUUUGGCAGUUUCGGUAGAUUUUUCAUUGCGUUAAAUAAAAGCAUUCAUACAAACUACGCAAUGUUAAUGCAUUCGCGUCUCCAUCAGUCAGACGCCGACGCGAAUGCAUAACGAUAGUGUGAAGCCUACAUAACACAUCAGUAAGAUAUUCCAUUAUAGUGUAGGUAUAUGUACAUGAAUGCAUGAAGAAGAAGAAGAAGAAUCUCCUUCUUCUUCUAUCCCAACUCCCACUUUAUUUGGGUCGGGUCUUCUCGUACAUUUAGCUAGAGAUGUUAACACCGGUUUGUUUGGGGAUUGAGCCUCCUCUUUGUGGAUUUCUAUUUCCAUGUAGGUAUUACAUCUACUGCUUACGUGAUAAAUUGCUAAUUACCUAUCUACUGCUUAUCGCUCCCAUGUAAGCACAUUGUUCCUCAGCCGUUAAGCGUAUCGGAGCUCGAAGCCCAGGGAUGUGCUUACAUGGUUUAACGUAUUUAUAACAGCUUAGACAUUAUUAUUUUAUAUCCUAGUACCAAAUUACUUUAGACAUAAGUAUCUAAUCUGAUAAUUUUAUAUUCUGGGUUUAAUUAAGUUUUGACUAUGUACUCGUAGUUAUGACAAUUUUCUACCUGUUAAUAAAAUCUAAAUUCAA